Messenger RNA from Protopolystoma xenopodis, 357 nucleotides. The record is from the annotation of a GenBank genome assembly. NCBI's taxonomy places the organism in Eukaryota, Metazoa, Platyhelminthes, Monogenea, Polystomatidea, Polystomatidae.
AUGGAAACCCAGUUUGGUUUGCUAUUCAAUCAAAAGUUGCUACCAAAUGAUCAACCAAAUUGGCCAUUGCUACAAUUUGGCGUCAGGAAGGGAUGGACGCAAGUUGACCUGCUCAAAUCGACGCCUCAGACCGGAGUUGAGGCCAGCCUUUCAUUGGGCAGACGGGCCGCACGAGAGGGUAUGAGUUCGAAUCCCUCUCGUUGCAGACGCAGGCCUGCAACGUUCAGUCGCCACUUGUGUCUGUCGACAUGUGUGUGUGUGUGUUUGUGUGUAUGUGUGUGUGUAUGGGAGAAAGAGAAAAAGAUAGAGAGAUCAAGAGAGUGCAAGAAAGGGACUACAAGUUGUCACCUUGUCUAG